Molecule: messenger RNA, 2166 nt
Organism: Vitis vinifera (wine grape)
Lineage: Eukaryota; Viridiplantae; Streptophyta; Magnoliopsida; Vitales; Vitaceae
Product: cytochrome c biogenesis protein CCS1, chloroplastic
Exons: 8
Coding region: 116-1789 (557 amino acids)
Source: RefSeq, a predicted model, not a curated record
GACGUGGCAAAACCCAGAACAAAAAAAUCUUUCUCAUCCAGAUAAACCACAACUACCCCGGAAAAUGGUGGUUACUCUCCCUCUCAACUGAGGCCCUCUCUCAAAAUCUUCAUCAAUGUACACUCUAAAACCCUCAUUCUCCAAAACCCUUUUCCUCAAAUCACCUCUUCUUCGAUCCUCCUUCAAACCCCAAUUCUUUCCCUACACUACACAAAUUUCCAGUCCCUGCAGUAGCACACCUCUCUCUUUCAGCAUCACCUGCAAGCUCAAAACCUCCGAGGAUGGAAAGAGCAGCAAGAGUCUGGCCAAGAAGAUUGUUCUGUCGGAGGGAGCACCGGCGGUGUCCGAGGACGGCGCCGGAAAUGGGGAAGCUCAGCCGAAGCCGGCGAGUAAGGGGGGUGGCGGUGGUGGGGGUUUUGGGGGGUUGGUGAAGAGGUUCCCCAGAAAGGUUCUGUCUCGUCUUUCUAAUUUGCCUUUGGCUAUUGGGGAGAUGUUCACUGUUGCAGCUUUAAUGGCUUUAGGUACUGCCAUUGAUCAAGGAGAGGCUCCAGAUUACUAUUUUCAAAAAUUCCCUGAAGAUAAUCCAGUCUUGGGAUUCUUCACUUGGAGAUGGGUUCUCACCCUUGGGUUCGACCACAUGUUCUCAUCUCCCAUCUUCCUGGGAAUGUUGGCUCUCCUGGCCACAUCACUCAUGGCCUGUACCUACACAACACAAAUCCCCCUGGUUAAGGUUGCAAGAAGAUGGAAUUUCUUGCACUCUGCUGAAGCCAUUCGCAAGCAGGAAUUUUCAGAGUCUCUGCCCAAAGCAUCAGUUCGAGAUUUGGGUGUUGUUCUGAUGGGAGCUGGAUAUGAGGUAUUCUUGAAGGGACCAUCUUUAUAUGCCUUCAAGGGACUGGCAGGCAGGUUUGCCCCUAUUGGAGUUCAUUUAGCAAUGCUGCUGAUAAUGGUAGGUGGAACUCUGAGUGCUACUGGGAGCUUUAGAGGUUCCGUCACAGUUCCACAGGGAUUGAAUUUUGUUAUGGGAGAUGUGCUAAGCCCAAGUGGGUUUCUUUCUACACCAACAAAAGCUUUUGAUACUGAGGUUCAUGUCAACAGAUUUUACAUGGACUACUAUGACAGUGGGGAGGUAUUGCAGUUUCACACUGAUCUUUCGCUGUUUGACCUUAAUGGAAAAGAGGUGAUGAGGAAAACAAUAAGUGUAAAUGACCCUUUAAGAUUUGAUGGGAUCACUAUAUACCAGACUGAUUGGAGUUUUUCGGCAUUACAAAUACGUAAGGAUGAUGAAGGACCUUUCAAUUUGGCUAUGGCACCUUUAAAGCUCAAUGGAGAUAAGAAGCUUUUUGGGACCUUUUUACCAGUUGGAGAUUCUGAUUCUCCUAAUGUUAAGGGAAUAUCAAUGCUUGCCCGUGAUCUACAGUCAAUUGUCUUAUAUGAUAAAGAAGGAAAAUUUGCUGGAGUUAGACGACCUAACUCUAAUCUUCCAAUUGACAUUGACGGCACAAGGAUUGUUAUUGAAGAUGCAAUAGGUAGUAGUGGCCUCGACUUGAAGACUGAUCCAGGGGUUCCGAUUGUGUAUGCUGGUUUUGGUGCUCUGAUGCUCACAACUUGCAUCAGUUACUUAUCUCAUACACAGAUAUGGGCCUUACAAGAUGGAACUACAGUAGUCAUUGGAGGAAAGACAAACCGGGCAAAGCUUGAAUUUCCUGAUGAAAUGAAUCAAUUGCUUGAUCGGGUCCCAGAACUAGUUGAAUCAUCACUUUCUAAGCAAUCUGAUGCCAUUAGUGGCUAGUUUCAGAGACAUCAAGAUGGGAAGGAAGAGCACACCAUGUGGGGUUUUAGCCAUUACAUUCAGCAUUUUAAGGUAAAGCCAAGACACAAUUCCUACUCGAUUUGAUUGAUCAGAAUCUGCAGAUCAUGUGGAUGCAUACUCCAGCCAUUGUUGAUAUGCAGGGCAAGGUCCACAACCUCAGUGGAGCUGUCAAAUUCUAGUGCCUGAAUGUAUACCUUUUGGUCUUAAGCUUCUUUCUGGGGCCAAGACUCUACCUUGAGAUUGUGUCCUGAAUUUAUUCAUUCCACACAGCAACAUAUCUUCGAUUAUUGUAUUGAUUUACACAUAUGGUUAGAAGUUCAUGCUGAUUCCAAUAAAUAACUUCAGAAGGUUGAUAA